Melanaphis sacchari is the source of this 2344-nucleotide messenger RNA. RefSeq names its product homeobox protein Nkx-6.1-like. The record is from RefSeq and is a predicted model, not a curated record. Gene Ontology annotation, biological process: regulation of transcription by RNA polymerase II; cell differentiation. Gene Ontology annotation, molecular function: DNA-binding transcription factor activity, RNA polymerase II-specific; RNA polymerase II cis-regulatory region sequence-specific DNA binding. The transcript has 4 exons. Gene Ontology annotation, cellular component: nucleus. The coding region runs from base 757 to 1551 and encodes 264 amino acids. NCBI's taxonomy places the organism in Eukaryota, Metazoa, Arthropoda, Insecta, Hemiptera, Aphididae.
CGUUUUUUACGGUCGCAUCCAUCCACCGGUCGGCCGCCGCGGACCACUUUUCGAUCUCGCGUAUCGCCAUAAUACAUAAUAUUAUCAUAAAUACGGUUUGUUUGUUGUCGUCGUCGUUGUACGUUGCCGUUCAUAUUAUACUGCACCGUCCGUCGUUGCGUCGUCAUCGUCGUUGCGUUUUUACACCGUGAUUCGCGUCCGAGUUUGAUAAUAUAAUAUUAUUAUUAUUUGUUUUGCGUUUCGUUUCGUUUCUUUUUUCUUUUUUUUUUUUUUUUUUAUUAAUAACCAUAUAAUAUCGUCGGUAAAUUCGUCACAUGAACGUUAUUUUUAUUCGACUUUAUACAAUAUACAGACGACAAUACGCGUUUUAAUAUAUAGACAAAAUAUCUACAGUUAAAAUAUAUUAUAACCCUGCAAUAUAUAGUUUGAUAAACGACGCCCCGUACAUAUACUCACCGCCGUCAAGUCUAUCGACAGUCUAGUUGUUUGUAUUAUACGUAUACAUAAGAAGAAAUCGUUAUCGUCAUCAUGUACUGGUCGGAGAACGCGAACGUCUCGUAGCCCGGAUCCGCGCAGAGUGGACGGACGGCGACCUAUAAUACCUAUAGCGUCGCUGCACUCGUCGCCGUUGCCGAACGGUGACUUUUUGAAAAUAGUCAGGUGUGUCAAGCAUUCACCACGACGGCAUCGCCGGGUGCGCAGAGCGGGACGACCAGCGAGGCUGAGGACUCGUCCAGGUCGUCGUUGGGCUCUACGAUGAUGUUGUCCCAGCAGCAACAUCACCACCAUCACCACAACAUGCUGUCGCCAAUGUUCAACUUUUUGGACGUGCCGUGCAGCAGCAGCCCGCCUUUGGCUGCUCUGCACACCAUGACCGAGAUGAAGAACGGGUGCACGGCGGGCAACCCACACGGCAUCGAGCAGAUACUGUCGAGGCCGCCGACCACCGGGGCAGCGGCCGCAAUCAGCCACCAGCAACGGGCGUUCAACAGCGUGGCCGGUAUCGCGGCCGCCGGCAUGGCUGCCGCGGCGUCAUACUUUCACAACGGCGGCGUCAAGCACCCGGCCACCACGUUGGCCGACCUCACCACCAGGAACCUCUACUGGCCGGGCUUCCAAGGGCUGGUCAAUAACCCGAUUGCCUGGAGGGACAGGCUGGCUAGUCUGAACAAUUCGAAUCAAGAGAAGGACGGUAAAAAGAAGCAUACGAGGCCCACGUUCAGUGGGCAACAGAUCUUCGCACUCGAGAAGACUUUCGAGCAAACUAAGUACCUGGCAGGUCCGGAACGUGCAAAAUUAGCGUACGCGCUGGGCAUGACUGAAUCUCAAGUAAAGGUGUGGUUCCAAAACCGAAGGACCAAGUGGCGGAAAAAACACGCUGCCGAGAUGGCCACGGCCAAGAGGAAGCAAGAAGAGGCCGCAGACGAGAGUGACGAAGACGAAGACAUGCGUGACGACAGUGCGGCAAAACGGCUCAAAAGGGAAUUGGCCGCACACUACGGAGGCGGCGGCGGAGGCGGUGGUGGCGGUGGCAUCGGUGGAGGCAUAUAGCAUCAGGCUUGGCCAGGCGUCGGUCAUCCUGGCACCUUGGACCUGAAGACUCACGAAUAAACCUGUUGAGAUGCGAUGAGUAUCUACUUGUAGGUACAUCUAUAACCACGCACCCUGUACAAUUCCGAUGAUGAUGAUGAUAAAUAUUAUUAUUUAUUAUUUGUACAUUUCUAUACCCACUUAUAAAUACAUAAAUAUUUUAUACAUAACUUCAUUAUUAUAUGUAAUACAUAAAACUUAUGCCUAUCCAAAAUGUCUAGUCAUCGCAUAAUUUUUUUUUUUUUAGGUAUUUGUGCAUAUUAUUGUUAUUAUAUAAACAUUUAGAGAGCAAUAUAAUUACGGUAUAGGUAUCAUAAUAUUAUAAUAUUAAGUAUAGCGCCGUGCUGCAUAUAAACUCCCCAUCGGUCCUUAUAUUGUAAUCUAUAGCCGAUAUUAUUUACAGAGAUCAUUGUGGUGGAUGGACAGUUUUAAAUUUUUAUUUAUAUACGUCAAAUCUUCGCGGUAUAUUCUGUAUUUAAUAUACGUACUACGACGUAGUCCGCGCGGUGUGUGCGAUUUUCGUUUUACGUUUUGUUCUUUUUGUUUAUUCUGUAUAUCCCCCUCCAAAUUACCGCAUUGUAUAGCGUUGUCCGCCCACAAGUAUGCAACGCUUCGACGACGAUCAUUAUUAUUAUUAUUAUCUCAAUAAUUAGUAUUACUUAUGUAUGGCCUUUAUUAGCUUUUUUUUGUCGCCAAUCAUUACUUUAAUAAUAUAUAAUACAACUCUUACUUGAUAAUAAUGGUACAUAUUAUG